Molecule: messenger RNA, 831 nt
Organism: Miscanthus lutarioriparius
Lineage: Eukaryota; Viridiplantae; Streptophyta; Magnoliopsida; Poales; Poaceae
Source: the annotation of a GenBank genome assembly
AUGCAGCCAUCUCCUUACCCUGCCUUCCCAGUGUUCGAUGUCCAGACGAAGGCGCUAGCCGUCUGCCCCUGGCCACGCCGCGGCGGCAACAAGCUCUUCGCUAAACCACUAUUCGCGUGCGUCGCUGGCAGCCUCAACCUUAUAAGAGCGGGCCAGUUCGACAUGCUCAGCGCCGCGGCGCCACCGCCCGACAGCACGUACCCAGAUGACGCGGCGUGGUCGUGGAGCCGAACCGGCUCGCCCCCGCCCUUCGAGCACUGUUACUGCACAUGGGCCUCCGCGCUGCACCCCGAUGGGCGCACGCUCUUCGUCUCCCAUAAACGGAGCACAUUCUCCUUCGACACGGAGAGCCGGGAAUGGGCGUCGCAUGGCAACUGGUCCCUGCCUUUCAAGGGCGAGGCUUACUUCGAUGCCGAGCUGGACGCCUGGGUGGGCCUCUGCUGCCAUGAGGGCGGCUUAGGCUACCUCUCCUGCUGCGACGUCGUGCCGGCUCCUGCCGACCUCAGGAGCCUGCCCGCCUGGAAGCUCGGCAAGGACCAGCUGUUCGACGCAGGAUCGAGGAGGCACCUUGGGGCCACGCUCGUGUGUAUGGGCAGCAGCAGGUACUGCCUGGUUGAGUCGCUGGCGCGUGACGACGAGGAGGAUCUGCGACGCCUCCACGACGAUGGCUACUACCCGCAUCGCCGUGUGCUCGUGGUCACCACGUUUGGUCUCAAGUACGAUGGACAAGGAGACCUUGUGACUACACAGCGCAAGGUGCGGUCCUACGAGAUGACCGAUGCUCAUCAGCUUCCUGAUCCGCAUUGGAAGCCUGUUGCUUUCUGGAUGUAA